Molecule: messenger RNA, 2682 nt
Organism: Chelmon rostratus (copperband butterflyfish)
Lineage: Eukaryota; Metazoa; Chordata; Actinopteri; Chaetodontiformes; Chaetodontidae
Gene: gphra
Product: Golgi pH regulator
Exons: 14
Coding region: 189-1556 (455 amino acids)
Biological process (GO): intracellular pH reduction
Cellular component (GO): Golgi cisterna membrane
Molecular function (GO): voltage-gated monoatomic anion channel activity
Source: RefSeq, a predicted model, not a curated record
UACAUGGGAAACCGUUGAAACUUGACAGCUGAACAACAACUGCGCCUAAAAUGAGCUCAUUAGGAACAUAACAAACAUUUAAAGCCUGAUUGUUUUUCCAUAUCAGCAUGAAUUGAAACUGUCCGCCGCCCUGCUACAUCUGUGCAGUCGGUUUUUUGCGGACUAAAGGCUGUUUUACAGACACCAUCAUGUCGUUUCUGGUGGACUCAGUCAUCAUGUUCACCUCGCAGGUGCUGUUCUUUGGAUUUGGCUGGCUGUUCUUUAUGCGGCAGCUGUUCAAAGAUUAUGAGGUGCGACAGUAUAUUGUCCAGGUGGUUUUCUCUGUCACAUUUGCUUUUUCAUGUACCAUGUUUGAGCUCAUCAUCUUUGAGAUUCUGGGUGCCUUAAGUAGUAGUUCCAGGUAUUUCCACUGGAAGCUGAAUCUGUACGUGAUAUUACUGGUUCUAAUCUUUGUGGUGCCUUUCUACAUCGGUUACUUUGUUGUCAGCAACAUACGCCUGUUGCAGAGACAGAGGCUUCUCUUCGCUUGCAUGGUGUGGUUUACCUUCAUGUAUUUCUUCUGGAAGUUGGGAGACCCAUUCCCCAUCCUGAGUCCAAAACAUGGCAUCCUGUCCAUUGAGCAGCUAAUCAGUCGUGUUGGAGUGAUCGGAGUCACGCUCAUGGCUCUGUUGUCCGGGUUUGGUGCGGUCAACUGUCCCUACACGUACAUGUCCUAUUUCCUCAGAAAUGUAACAGACAGUGACAUUCUUGCUCUGGAGAGACGGCUGCUCCAGACUAUGGACAUGAUUGUCAGCAAGAAGAAACGAAUUGCCAUGACACGGAGGCAGAUGUAUCAGCGCGGGGAAGACCAGAACAAGCAGACAGGAUUCUGGGGAAUGAUCAAGAGUGUGACGUCCACACAAACAGGCAGCGAAAACCUCUCUCUGAUCCAGCAGGAAGUCGACGCUCUAGAGGAGCUGAGUCGACAGCUCUUUCUUGAGACUGUGGACCUGCAAGCCACCAAGGAGCGAAUUGAGUACUCAAAGACAUUCCAGGGGAAAUACUUCAACUUCCUGGGCUACUUCUUUUCCAUCUAUUGUGUUUGGAAAAUCUUCAUGGCCACUAUAAACAUUGUGUUUGAUCGAGUUGGAAAGACGGAUCCAGUGACAAGGGGCAUUGAAAUUACAGUGAACUACCUCGGCAUCCAGUUUGAUGUAAAGUUUUGGUCCCAACACAUCUCUUUCAUCUUGGUGGGAAUAAUCAUCGUUACAUCCAUUCGUGGCUUACUCAUCACCCUCACUAAGUUUUUCUAUGCAAUAUCAAGCAGCAAGUCCUCCAAUGUCAUCGUGCUUGUCCUCGCUCAGAUCAUGGGGAUGUAUUUUGUAUCAUCUGUGCUGCUGAUGCGUAUGAGCAUGCCGCUGGAGUAUCGCUCCAUUGUGACAGAAGUUCUGGGAGAGCUGCAGUUCAACUUCUACCACCGCUGGUUUGACGUCAUCUUCCUGGUCAGCGCCCUUUCCAGCAUCCUGUUCCUGUAUCUCGCCCACAAGCAGGCACCAGAGAAACACAUGGCGCUGUGAUUUCCUACAUCUCUUCCCACCUGGAUGUGACUCUUGAGCCCUGGGGUGAAUUUGAAUCUGGAACUUACGGAUAUCCAGAAGUCAAUUUUUUUUUUUUUAUAUGAGACAUAAUUAUAUGGACUGCCUGUUCCUGAAUCAGGAAUGACUAAUUGUUGGAUGCAAGUGAUGGGGAACUAUUGGGGCACAUGAGAAAACAACUUUGAAAGUGGACUCUCUUGAAUUAAAGUAUUUACGUAACAAACAGUACUAUUAGGAUUUAGGUUUACUCACAAAUGCAAACACUCUCUUCUCUGUGCUCUUAAAUUUUCUAUUUUUUGGCCAACACCAUCCUUACUUGCUUUUGUCUCAACACACUGGAGCUGUACGAUUCACAACACAUCCCUGCUUCGCUUUCACCGAAGUGUAAAAUGGACUAUAUAAAGGAAAGAUCACGCCAUCGCUGAUGAUGUCCGUCCUGGAGCACCUGUUAUUUUCAACAAAAUCUGUCAUUGAAUUGGGAACAAAAACAAAUACCCAUAAAGUAAGCUUAAUUCACAUAGUAUGUGUUCAUUUAUUUGUUAAUGGAAAAUAUCAUUCACAUAUUUCAUAAGUGGAAACAACACAUUUUAAUUAUUAGAACAUUAAAUAAAGGCAGCAGACUUUUCAUAGAGAAAAAACAUGAACUGUGUAUUUAUUGGCAACAUUAAUAGUGUUAGCUUAACUUCUGUUGGCUGUAGUUAUCUUGGUAACAUUGGUCAUCUCAGGUUUGGGAAAGACAUUACUCUGAUCAUUGCACAGGCUCACUUACGAGUAGAUCUACUCUUUGCACCAAAAGAAGACAAACAUAUUUAGGAGCAUGUUUUAUUCUCAGCCCUUUUAUACAUGAAAAUAUUCUCCUAUGAUUGUGACAUUGACAGUGAAUUUCAACAGUCUUUACUGUCCUUGUUUUGUUUUGUUUUUUUCCCCUCCAUCUCUUUGUCUCCUGUAAUAUUAGUUGGAUGUGUGAAUCCCUUAGAUCUGAUUGUUAAAAAAAAAAAUGGAUCAACAGUAGAUUAGAAGUAGAAGCGGCUCUUCAGGUGGCUUCUUAGAGCCUCUCAUCGAUACUGUCUUCAGAUGAAGAUGAUGAGGUCUAGAAGACAGAAAAUAA